Messenger RNA from Daldinia caldariorum, 1290 nucleotides. RefSeq names its product glycoside hydrolase family 16 protein. Gene Ontology annotation, molecular function: hydrolase activity, hydrolyzing O-glycosyl compounds. The record is from RefSeq and is a predicted model, not a curated record. The coding region runs from base 123 to 965 and encodes 280 amino acids. NCBI's taxonomy places the organism in Eukaryota, Fungi, Ascomycota, Sordariomycetes, Xylariales, Hypoxylaceae. The transcript has 2 exons. Gene Ontology annotation, biological process: carbohydrate metabolic process.
CAUCUUAUCCCCAAAUCAACUCUCUUAGAAGGUCCAUAGAACUAGGACAUUUACUAUCAUUACUUAUAUACAACUGAUCGCAAAACCCGGCACUUUCUGUCAUUUCCGACUAGUCCUUCAAAAUGCGCGUUCAGCAAAGCGUUCUCGCUUCUCUCGUCCCCGGCCUUGUCGCCGCCAUCACCCCGCCGAACAUCCCGGGAAUGCAAAUCAUUUUCUCCGAAUCCUUUGAGGGAUUACCAGGCGCCCCUCCCAACGGUGACACGUGGAACAUUAUGGAUGCGAUUAACACCAACAACGAAGUCCAGACAUACACCACCUCGAACCAGAACGUCCAGAUUAGCGGCGGCGGUACCAUUCAGUUUGUCCCUCGAAAAUCUCCCGCCGGCCUUUGGACGUCCGGUCGUAUCGAGACUAAGGGAUCAUGGACCCCCCAACCCGGCAAGGUCUUCAGUAUCCAGUCUAGCCUCCUGUUAGGAAAUAACCCCAACAAGCAAGGUAUCUGGCCUGCCUUCUGGGCACUCGGCGAUGCCAUGCGCCACGGCACAGAAUGGCCUGCCGCUGGAGAAAUAGAUAUCAUGGAACAGGUAAACGGACUACUUACCGGCUAUGGUACCAUCCACUGCGGCAGUUCCAUUGGUGGCCCUUGCAACGAGCCCAUGGGACGUGCCGGCACGACUCCCAUGUCUCCUGACGGUUUCCACACAUGGGGUGUCACGAUUGAUCUCACCAACGAAGACUGGCGAGCGCAGACCAUCACAUGGCACUUGGAUGGCAAAAACUACAAUACUAUUUCUGGAGGUGAUAUCAAUGAUGCCCCCGUUUGGUCUUCUCUGGCUCACAGCCCCUUGUACAUCCUUCUUAAUGUUGCUGUCGGCGGUGACUGGCCAGGUGCACCCAAUGGUGUUACGCAAGAUGGCUAUGGCAGCAUGAUGGAAGUCGAAUGGGUUGCCGUCUACUCGUCUUAGACAAUAUUGCCCAAUUGGUAUCUCAAAAUAAAAGCGGGUGUAUAUACGGGAAAUUGGCGUUUGUCAGAUAUCGGGUUCAGGAUUUUUGGAUGAAGCGCUCAAGAUACCUCUAUGUGUUACGUUUUUUUUUCUUCUCUUCUACAUUGUCCCAGGAGGCAAGGCUUAGCCAUUUUAGUAGUCACAUCCGCUUUAGAAGUAUAGCAGAUGUCUAUCUUGCUUCAAUUAAACAUGAUGAAAUGGGGUAUGUGGUUCAACUUGUUGGACGCAUUUACAAUUCUGUCGAUAUUUCUUGUUUCUAUUGACAAAUGCCUUGAUGCGCCAUCUA